AUAGAGAGAGAUAAGGAAACUGCGUGAGAGAGAGAGAAAGAGAGAGAGGGAGAGGGAGAGGGAGGAGAAAGAAAAAAAGCAGAGUUGUGUGCACACUUCCAUGAAGGAAUAAGGAACACAAAAGAUCACUCCAGUGUUACGGACAAAACUACACCUGGAAUCUUUUGAAAAACGCACUCCGCAAUAGACGCUUACUGUAAGGAUCUACUCGGGAUCUGCUGUAUGAUGUAAACCCGCUGUACAGACACAGGUGACUGUUUGCUGUGAGCUUCAUGAUGAACGGCUACUCGGACCCCUCCCAACCCUCUGGAUCCUUCCCCUCCUACUCAUCACACAUCAAUGGCCAUGGCUCUCACUCUCCUGAGUUGCCCCAGAGGAAUGCCAAGUCCAGUGCUAAGGCGCUUUACGGAUCUGAGGGGCCAUACUUUUUCCGCACGUCUGCCAAACACAAAAAGAAGCAACAAAGGAAGAACUACACAAAAACCAGUAUUAACAGCCUGACGGACACGUCGCAGUACCAUGUGGAGCACCUGACGACGUUUGUGAUGGACCGCAAGGAGGCCAUGAUCACCAUCGAGGACGGGAUCCGCAAGCUGCGGCUCCUGGACGCCAAAGGGAAGGUGUGGACGCAGGACAUGCUGCUCCAGGUGGACGAGAAGGCCGUCAGCCUCAUCGACGCAGACAGCAAGAAUGAGUUGGAGAACUUCCCCAUGAGCACGCUGCAGCACUGUCAGUCGGUGAUGAACGCCUGCAGCUACGACUCCAUCCUGGCCCUGGUCUGCAAGGAGUCGGGGCAGGGCAAGCCAGACCUGCACCUCUUCCAGUGCGACGACAUCAAGGCAAAUCUUAUCCAGGCCGAUAUCGACAGUGCCAUUAGCGACUACAAGGGUGGGAAGGUAAAGAAGAGACCAGACGCUUUAAGAAUGAUCCUGAAGAGUGGUGGUGGUGGUGGUGGUGGUGGUGGAGGUGGUGGUGGUGGAGGUGGUGGUGGUGGUGGUAUCCCCCCUCCCCCUGCUGCUCCGGCUCCGGAACCCCCGGCUCAGAACUCUCCGCUGGACGUGAAGGGCAGGGCGGCCGCCUGGUCAGCCUGGGCCAACGAACAGCAGGAGUAUGACCCUCAGGAACAGUACCCUGAUCAGGAUGAACCAGCAGAGAUGACAGCAGCUCGCGUGGACAGAGACGUGCAAAUCCUGAACCACAUCCUGGAUGAUAUCGAGCACUUUGUCACCAAGCUCCAGAAAGCAGCCGAGGCUUUUAACGAGCUCUCCAAGAGGAAGAAAUCGAAGAAGAAUAAGAAGAAGGGACCUGGCGAGGGCGUGCUAACACUGCGAGCGAAGCCUCCCGGGCAGGAAGAGUUCGUCGACUGCUUCCAGAAGUUCAAGUGCGCCUUCAACUUGCUGGCGAAGCUGAAGAACCACAUCUCCAACCCAAGUGCAGUUGAUCUAGUCCACUUCUUGUUCACCCCACUGAGAAUGGUGAUCCAGACGUCAGGUGGCGUGGACCUGGCCAAGAGUGUGAUGGUGCCGCUGCUGACGCGAGAGGGCAUUGAGUUCCUGCACUCCUCCUGCACCGUGGAGGAGAAGCAGCUCUGGGCCGCCCUGGGGGACGGAUGGACCAAGAGCAGAAUGGAGUGGCCAAAGGAGCAGGUGUUUCCGGUGUACGUGCCGCGCUUCCGUGACGGCUGGGAGCCGCCGGUGCUGACCUACGUGGGCAGCCCCCGAGAGCAGGAGCUGAACCGGCUGGCGGAGACGCUGGCCCACGCAGAGAUGCAGCGGCAGGAGGAGAUGGCACACAGACUCUCUCAGGAGCAACUGAACAUCCCCCAGGACUACCCCUACGGUGACGGGUAUGCGUUUGCUAACUCCACCUACCAGAGCAUUCAGCUGUUGGAGCCGGAGCUGACGGCCGCCACUAUAACGCAGGCGCUCAGCCGCCAUGUAGAUAGGACCUAUGACAUAUACGGCAGGACCCAGCCAAAAAACUUUGCCAAAUCCAAGUAUGACUUUGUGGCAAGGAACAGCACAGAGCUGUCGGUGGUGAAGGACGAAGUGGUGGAGAUUCUGGACGACAGGAAGCAGUGGUGGAAGGUGCGUAACGGAGCGGGGAUGUGCGGGUACGUGCCAAACAACAUCCUGGAGAUCUCCAGGGCCGUGGACAUGACUGGACGAGGAGAGCCCAUAUACAGCCACACCAUUCAGCAAUUACUGGGAGAGUUAAACGAGAAGCAGCGGACCGAUUACGUGGCUCCAAAGCCGGCUGCCAUCACCCCGGUCACCCCGGUGCCCCCAGCCCCAACACCACCACCCCCUGCUCCUGCUCCUGCUCCUGCCCCAGCACCCGCGAGGCUGCCAACCCCACCCUUGCCCCCUGCCGCGGCCCCCCCACCCAUGGCAGAGCCCCCCCAGCAGCAGCCACAGCAGCCCAGUAACCACACGGGGGAGAACGGAGGGGUCACCAUGAGAGAGCAGCCCAAGGAGAGACCGCCACUGGCAAACAGGCGUAAGUCCAACAUGGAGGAGGUUCAGGACGAGCUGAUGCACCGACUGACACUGGGCCGCAGUGCCCAGAAGAAGUUCCCGGUACCUGCGAGGGGCACCGUCGGGGGCGCAGCAUCCGCAGCCAACAUCACCUACGACUCCCCACCGGAGCAGGUCAAAGCCUGGCUAGAGGCCAAGGGAUUCAGUGCUGUCACCAUCAACAGUCUGGGUGUGCUGACUGGCGCUCAGCUCUUCUCCCUCAACAAGGACGAGCUGAAGACGGUGUGUCCUGACGAUGGGGCUCGAGUCUUCAGCCAGGUCACCGUGCAGAAGGCGGCCCUGGAGAGGUCAUCAGGCAAUGAGCUGCAGGAGAUUAUGAGGAGGAGACAGGAGAAGCUGGCGGCCGUGGCCAGCGACUCGGGGGUGGAGUCAUUCGACGAGAGCAGCAGCCACUGAGCCACUCUUACCACACAUACACACACACACAUACGCACACGAACACGAACACAAACACGCAUAUGCAUACGCACACACACACACUUCCAUAGACACACACGUUGCGAUUGGUGGAGCCAGGGGUUCGGAAUGUUUUUUUCGAUGAGAGCCGCAACCAGCCAAUGAGCAGCCGCCCCUUGAAUCUACCCUCUUGUCGCCCGCCAUACGCCCGCCAAGCUUCUUCUCACCACGUCCAACCUUAAAACAGACUAAAAUGAGACAAGAAAAAAACAAAACAAAACAAACGGAAACAAACAAAGCGAGCAAACAAAUGUUCAUCUUGUUUGUUGUUUGUUGUCGUUGUUGUGGUUUCCCAGGAGGUCUCUGAGCAAGCCCGGUUCGCCGCGAUCAUGCGCCGACGCCAGGAGCUCGCCGAGGCGGAAUCUCCGGCAGUGACCUCGUCAUCAACUGUGACCACGACGACAGAAACGUCGGCCAUCGACAACAACACCGAGUAAAAAAGAGGGGUGAAGGGGGAGGGUCAUGGGAUAGUGGUUUCAGGAAGUCUCGUUUUUGACUCACUCAUGGACAAUUUACAGUAAAGCUGUAAGGUUGGCAUCUUGUUUAUGUCUAUAUCAGAAGUCUUACGAUGAUUUUAUUAGUGGGGGGCGAAGUCAGGUAAGUAGCUACAUAGGUCCUGAUUAAUACUAGCAGCACAUUUUACACAAUAUGACUUUCUUGAAGAAGAAAGUCCCUCUGAGGGCAAGGGUUUCUCCCCCAAAAACUCCUGUCUGUCUGAAACAUUUCUUAAGGGGUUUACAACACAUGCACAAGCAAGGUCAAUUCAUUACAAAACGCAUCUGGAGGGCUAACUUACUCCCAUAUGAUUCUUUUUUUGUGAUAACUUUUCUCUUUACUGUAUCAUUCUGCUGGUAGCAGGAUGGUAGUUUCAACCUCAUGUCAACCCCUUGUCACAGUUUUUGGAAUGAUGCGAAAAAAGCGUUUGAAUGGGUUUGAUGGAGAGAAGAUUUGUGAAUAGUUGAUUCUGAGAGAUUAUAAUUCUAUACAAUUUCUGUUUCAUUUUCAUUUUUUGUUUUGCUGGCAGAGAGAGAACAUGAUAUUUAUAUACAUGAAUCAUUUUGUACUUAAUUGUAAUGCCAAAAGAGUCUUUCUAUAAUAUAACAAUGUCAUGGGAGUUCAUCCUUUUUGGGAGAACUAGUUAGGA
This is a messenger RNA of Engraulis encrasicolus (European anchovy), 4137 nucleotides long. RefSeq names its product EGFR pathway substrate 8a, signaling adaptor (gene eps8a). NCBI's taxonomy places the organism in Eukaryota, Metazoa, Chordata, Actinopteri, Clupeiformes, Engraulidae. Gene Ontology annotation, molecular function: actin binding. Gene Ontology annotation, biological process: positive regulation of ruffle assembly; regulation of Rho protein signal transduction; Rho protein signal transduction. Bases 273 to 2933 code for a protein of 886 amino acids. Gene Ontology annotation, cellular component: vesicle; ruffle membrane; plasma membrane. The record is from RefSeq and is a predicted model, not a curated record. The transcript has 24 exons.